GCCUCUGAAGAGCUGAUCCAUUCGGGAUGGGAAACCAUGUGGGGAAACGGGAGUUAAACCCUGAGAAAGCCAAUACGACUGGUGAAACUAACAGAGGAGAAUCUGAAAGGAGAAACCUUGGCGAACUUUCGCAGACGACCUCAGAGGAUAACGAUGUGUUUGGAGAGGCAGAUGCGAACCAAAACAAUGGGACCUCCUCUGCGGACUCGGCGGUGACUGACUCCAAGCGCACAGCGGACCCAAAGAAUGCCUGGCAGGACGCCCACCCAGCUGACCCAGGGGGCCGCCCCCACUUGAUCCGCCUCUUUUCCCGAGAUGCCCCGGGGAGGGAGGACAACACCUUCAAAGACAGGCCUUCUGAGUCCGACGAGCUCCAGACCAUCCAAGAAGACAGUGCAGCAGCUUCCGAGGGUCUGGAUGUGAUGGCGUCACAGAAGCGACCCUCCCAGAGGCACGGUUCCAAAUACCUGGCCACAGCAAGUACCAUGGACCAUGCGCGACAUGGCUUCCUACCAAGGCACAGAGACACGGGCAUCCUUGAUUCCAUCGGGCGCUUCUUUGGUGGUGACAGGGGUGUGCCCAAGCGGAGCUCCAGCAAGGUACCCUGGCUAAAGCCGGGCCGGAGCCCUCUGCCCGCGUAUGCCCGCGGCCGGCCCGGGCUGUGCAACAUGUACAAGGACUCACACCACGCGGCAAGAACCACUCACUAUGGCUCCCUGCCCCAGAAGUCACAGCAUGGCCGUGCCCAGGACGAAAACCCUGUAGUGCACUUCUUCAAGAACAUUGUGACACCUCGCACACCUCCUCCAUCACAAGGAAAGGGGAGAGGACUGUCCCUCAGCAGAUUUAGCUGGGGAGCUGAAGGGCAGAAGCCCGGAUUCGGCUAUGGGGGCAGAGCGUCCGACUACAAAUCCACUCACAAGGGAUUCAAAGGGGCUGAUGCCCAGGGCACGCUCUCCAAAAUCUUCAAGCUGGGAGGAAGAGACAGUCGCUCUGGAUCGCCCAUGGCCAGACGCUGAAGCCCUGCCUUGAUGUUCUAGAGACCUGCCCUCAGCUUCUUAAUUUAACUGCCUUAAAACUUUAACACUUUUUGCCCUGAGUACCUAGUUAGAGCAGACACCCUCUCCCCUAAUGUCCGUUGCACUAUGCACACAGUAGGGUCAGGUCCCUGAUAUCCUACUGGCAAUUUCUGGCCGUUACAUAGAGAAAAUGAAAACAGAAAACGGUGAAACUGUCACUUUGUGUUGGAAACCGACGUUUCCUGGGGACUUCCCCAGCCAUGCGCCCCCAGACAUACGUCGGUCUUCGCAGCUGCAAGUGCACGGAUGUCCCUCCAGUUCACCCCUCCAUUCUCGGACUUCCUUUUCGUUGUGGUUGGGGCACCCCAAGCUUUGGCCAGCACUGCUAUGGAGGCGCACUCUGUAGAGACAGAGGACCAGGCGGCGGGAGGACUGUUGUGAUCCAGCUUCCUUUGGUUUUCUUUUCCUGCCCCUUCUCUCACCUCCUAAAUUAUCUUUAUUUUUCCUAACAGGAUUAGACAGUCAAGGAGUGGUUUACUACUCGAGGGAGCUUUCGGUAUGUGACAUGCGGGCCGGGCAGCUGUUAGAGUCCAACGCGGGGCAGCACAGAGAGGGGAGCACGCUCCCAGGUGGCCGCUGCUCCCGCACCCCCACUCGCUGAAUUCGUGCGUGGCAGAGAGAGGAGGAGGAGGCAGCCGUGGGCUGGGCCGUGGCCGCGCGCAGGAAACAAGGUCUUCUUGGAGAUUAGGUGAUGGCGAUGACGUGCAGGUGGCCUCUGGGUGUCACCGUCACUCCGCGUGUUAGCACCGGAGCGGCCUCUGCACACAACCUCGUUUCCAGGCCAGUGCCCACAGCCGGAGAGUCCAGGGAGACUCGCGCGUCUCGGAGCAGAGCGGUAGGAGUCCUCUGGGUGGCCUCACAGUGUCACCCUGGUCACUUUCGACACUGGGUGUGACCGGGCUGUGCCUAAUGGCAGUGCAUAUCGGCAAACACUAACCUUUCGUGAGAAGAUAACCGUUGCAGCACCUCGCCUCCUAGAGAUGACCCGUCCUUUGUGGACAGACGUAGGCACGCUCCCAUUCCUGAAUACUGACAGACGCACAGGCUGGAGUCACCAGCUGUGCGAGGGCGACCAAGAACUUUCUGGGAUCGUGCCUUCUCUAAUACCCACUGACAUUUCCUUUCGUUCCCCCUAACAUACUCAUCCUCGCCUUUUGAUUUGAGCGUGUCCAUUACAGGCCUUCCAAAGAGCCCACACUAGCAUCGUCCUCCCUUAGAACGAAGACGAGGAGUAGUCGACGUAAUGCCAAAUGCAUCUCUUAAUCCCGUUCUAAUUCUGAAUGUGUAGUGUGGGUUUAAUAUAAUGUCAAUUAAUAUAGAGCCUCCAUAAUGAGAGGGUUAAAAAAAAAAAGGAACAAAACUCCAGACACAAAACCUCCAAACUGUUCACCACAAGCCCUCUGCGUCUGGGCUGACCGUGGCUCUGUGGUCUGUACUCACAGUUGACCUCAGACAGCAACAAUGGGUCAGUGGAAAGUACACACUGUUCUUGAGUACCAAAAUAAAACAAUAAACUUUUAAUGAUAAUU
Molecule: messenger RNA, 2608 nt
Organism: Carlito syrichta (Philippine tarsier)
Lineage: Eukaryota; Metazoa; Chordata; Mammalia; Primates; Tarsiidae
Gene: MBP
Product: myelin basic protein
Exons: 9
Coding region: 27-1019 (330 amino acids)
Biological process (GO): myelination
Cellular component (GO): compact myelin; internode region of axon; neuronal cell body
Molecular function (GO): structural constituent of myelin sheath
Source: RefSeq, a predicted model, not a curated record